Messenger RNA from Osmerus eperlanus (European smelt), 7189 nucleotides. It is a transcript of the gene gon4lb, whose product is annotated as gon-4 like b. Gene Ontology annotation, molecular function: transcription coregulator activity. The transcript has 31 exons. The record is from RefSeq and is a predicted model, not a curated record. Gene Ontology annotation, cellular component: nucleus. Gene Ontology annotation, biological process: regulation of DNA-templated transcription. Lineage: Eukaryota; Metazoa; Chordata; Actinopteri; Osmeriformes; Osmeridae. The coding region runs from base 100 to 6624 and encodes 2174 amino acids.
AUCUUCGAACCCGGAGCAGCUUUACGUGUUGCACACACUGUAGGGCGCUGAGGUUUUGAUGGAAACAAAUGUCCGUGCUGGCCAGCAAGCAUAAUGAGCAUGGUCCGGAAGCGCAAGUACAGCUCUCCGGAACCGUUGACCACGCACUCCAAAGUUCAAAAUAAGAAUGAGACUGUAUGUGAGCUUCAGGUUUCUAACGGUGUACCACCCACCCCGAAGAAGAUGACGGUCUCUGCUUUCUCUCCAACAAAGGAAUCUGGGAUAGGAGUUCCCGAUGUGCGAAUACCACAAUCAACUACAAGUCCAAUGGAUGUAGAAGAGUGUCUGCAGUCCUCCAGCCCCUCACACACAGAGUCAGAGACUGAAGAGGAUGAUGCAGAAACGGGUCUGGUCAUCACCCUGGAUGGAGAGGGCUGCGGCAGCCAGAAGACGAGAAGGAAGAACAAGCGAGUGUCGGACAGCAGUCAGGGGGAGGGUCAGCCCGGCUCUGGGUUUGGCCUGCAGACGUUGUCCUCCCAGGACAGCCAGAGCCAGAGCGACGACGAGUUUGGCCAGCUGGACAUCGACCUGGAGAGGAAGUCGAAGCAGCACAACCUGACGUCCGUCCACAUUCGGACCAUCCUCCACGAGGUGAUUACCAACAAACAUGUAGUGGCCAUGAUGAAGGAAGCCAUCAAGGAGACCCAGGACAUGCCCAUGUUUGAACCUAAAAUGACACGUUCUAGACUGAAGCAAGUGGUAGGAGAGGGGGCCAUUCCCACAUGGAAUAUCUCACCCAUCAAAAGGGUCAAUGAGCCCCCACAGUUUGUGGACAUCCCUCUGGAAGAGGAAGAGGACUCCUCAGAUGAAGAGUACUGCCCUGACGAGGAUGACGAGGACGAGAUGGCUGAGGAGACGUUUCUGAGCGAUGUGGACAGCACAUCCUCGUCUCCGCGGUGUGCCCACCGCCCUCAGCCCAGCACCCCAGUCCAAUCUUCACCCACAAACAGCAGUCCAAGACAGAAGCCCAGGUGUUCCCGGCACCUUAGGGUGGCGGCUGUUCCCAUGGGGCCCCCUCCGCCCCCUCCCUCCUCCAGUGGGCCCCCCGGGGCCAUGGACAGCACCUUCAUGGAGAAGCUCCAUGCUGUGGAGGAGGAGCUGGCCCUCAGCUCCGUCCACCCUGAGACCUACCAGGCGCUAGGCGGCGGCGCGGCGGGCGGUCUCGUGGCGUGCCGGACGCGCUCCAAGCGCCCGCUGCGGGACGUCCCCCUGGGCCAGCUGGAGGCGGAGCUCCGCGCCCCGGACAUCACGCCGGACAUGUACGACUGCGACGCUGCGAUGAAGGACCGCCACUGGAGCGAGUGGCUGCAGGGCCUCAUGACCUCCGACAUGGAGAACGACGAAGACGGUGAUGACGACGACGACCCAGAGUACAACUUCCUGGAGGACCUGCACGAGCCCGACCGGGAGGACUACAGGACGGACCGCGCCGUCCGCAUCACCAAAAAGGAAGUGAACGAGCUCCUGGAGGAGCUUUUUGAAACGUUCCAGGAUGAGCUGGGAGGGAACGAGGGCGAGGGGGAAGGCCACGAGGAGGACGAGGAGAGGGAGGAAGAGGCUCCGUCUCAGAGCAUGCCCAAAUUCAACGUCCCCCAAGCUAUACGGUUCGAGGCUCCGCUAGCUAGCAUGCUCUCCGAGCGCCGCCGUGCGGUCAGGGAGCAGUACGAGGCCCUGCAGCAGCGGCGAGCGCUCCAGGACACGCCCACUCACACGCCCAGCCUCCCCAGCCACGUCUUCAACACCACCUCCAGCACCACCCCCCUGGUGCUGUUCUGCCCCCAGGCCCGCCCCCAGGCCCGCCCCGCCCUCACCCUCGACUCCGCCCAGAAAGCCCAGCUGCAGCUGCAGGUCCAACAGCACGUCCAGCUGCUGACUCAGCUCUUCCUGCUCUGCAGUCCAGUAGAGGCCCUGCACCACCAGGCCUGCACCACCCAACAGUACCUGGAGGAGCUCCAGACGUUCGCCAGGCGGCAGGAGGGGAAGGGGGCCCCCAGUGUCUUCAGGGUGUGUAACCUGAAGGGGGCGCUCUCCCUCAUCGCUGAGCAGGAGAUACCGUGUCCCAAGCCCCAAGCUCCUCCCAACGCCUCCUUGCCUCCUCGAACGCACCCCAGUUCCUUCAGUAAAUCGCGCACCUAUGCCCAGCUGCCUGCUACAACUGCCUGGCUGCUGGCCACCAGGCCUGUGUUCCUGUACCCUGAACUCCUGCCCCUCUGCAGCCUGGACCCAGCCCUGCACCGCCCUCGCACCAAGAACCACUACACACGGGGGGAGGAGAGUCUCAUAGUCCUGGGCCUGGAGCACUUCAAAGACACGCAGAUGCCCCACUAUCUGAUGUGCCAGUACCUGAUCCGCAAACACAGCCACAGCCACCUUCGAACCCACAUCAAGGAGAUGCUCAGCCCCAAAGCUCCUCACAACAUCUUCAAGCUGUACUAUGAGAACCACGUCCUCCCUGCCAUGCCCCUGGCAUGUGGCAGGGUCAUGCCUGGAGAGGAGCGCCCCCCUGUGGAGAGAGGAGAGUCCAUCAUGCCAAACUGGCUGAAGAAAAGUCUACCUGUCAUACACAAGGCAGUAAUGGCAUAUAACAAAGCAAACAGGCAAGACUCGGAUGAAGAAUCACCAGUGCGUUCCUAUACCUUCCCCAGAGGAACACAGUACCCCCCUUCUCUGCCCCGAAACGUCCGGCUACGUCUACAUCCCCAUAUGAAUGACCGAGUCUGCCACCCGCCCAUCGCCCCCAAACCUCGCCCAAUUCACGGUUUCACCCCCACGGGCUCUCUAGCACCGCUAGCCAAAGCACCACUAGCCAAAGCACCGCUGGCCAAAGCACCCACAGAGGCACCCAGCUUUUUGUCCCACAUCCCAGGACCUAUUCCCUCACACGGUGUCAUCCUAUUGGCUAAUGCCCCGAGCACUCCAUUCCAAGGGAUCUUGCCAUUGGUUACUCCUGCUCAUGGGGAAGUGGCAUCGGGUCUCAUGCAGAUCAAGCCAGCCACCCCCACGGGAUCCCACCUUAUAGGCCAGGGGGUGAUAUCAACGUGCGUGAUGUCCACUCCCACAGAAACAGCCUGCCAACAGAUGCAGCAACGUAAACUGUUACCCAUCCAUCCUGCCCCUCUAAAGGAGAACCCCACCGUGUCCUUCUCCACGGACCCUCAAACAGGCCCUUGGCUCCCUUGGCGUAUUCGACGCCCCCCCACUUCCAACCACAGAGCUAAAGCCAGAGAAGCAGCUCUGGCCCGCCAACGAACACCCGCCAGGCCCAUCCUACCAGCCCCCCCCAGCCCGGACCUCGACCUAAGCUGCACAUCCACCCUGCCAGAUUAUGGACUUCAGUCGGCUCCUUUGUUCCUCUCCCACGCGCCCUCGCCACCCCUCCUCCCCUCUCAGUUGACCACAAGUCCCAUCAACCCUAGCCUGAGCAAUCAGAACUGCAGCUGGAGGCAGCCAGUAGAGAGGUCAGAGGUCAGAGGCGUGGUCGAGCCUUCGUCCGCAAACUCCCAACCGCACGGCAGCCAAACAAACAGCCUCUCGCUUCACGGUAACACCAUUGUCCCAGACCCCUCAGCACAGGGGGCCUCGACGGAAAGGAACUCCGACUAUGUCCUGCUCCAGAUGACCUCUAACGGCUCCACCCAGACCUUCUGGGUACCUCAAUACUGCCUCACCCUCAACACCACUCACAAUGACUUCCAGCAGUUAGGCAGCGAGCCCGGCCUUUCGCCUGCCCCGCAACAGCAGCUAGCCCCCCUGACGUCAGGUCUACCCUCCGGCCUCGCGUCACCAGCUAGUGCCGCGACCCAGCAGGAGGCUCCCCUGGACUGUGACCUGCCCAACGCCACGGCAGGACAGAGCCUGGAGGAACAGCUGUACCAGCUGGUGGAGGGGUUAAAAGAUGGGGCGAUUGAGGAAGAGAAAGAAGGAGAGGAGGAGGGAGAGGAGGAGGAGGAGGAGGAGGAGAGGGGCGGUUGGGGGAAUCUGGAGGGUCCCCUCCUCACCCUGUCGGCAUCGUCCGGGAGCCCCUGCUCCAGCCUGGACAGCCGAGCCGACGCCCUGGAGAGGAUGAUGGCGGACGGGAUGGAGGGAGGGCGGGAUGAGAUGGAGGAGGAGGAGAAGGGUUACAGUUUGGCAGAGGAGGAGAGGAUGGAGCUGGGAUUGGAGAGGGGCUCGGGAAUGUCCGAGGUCCCCCCGCACGCCCCACCAGAGGAGGAUCUGAACAGAGAAGAGCAGGAGAAGAGAGCUGGAAAAGGGGGACACCACACCACGCCAGACAUGACCAGGGCGGGUAGAGAGACACCGGGAGGAAGUGGAGGCGAAGGGGAGAGGAAUGAAGGAGAAGAGGAGGGGGAGGAGGAGGGGGAGGGAGGCGAAGGGGAAGGCAGCGGGGGAGGAGGGGAUGACGGGAACGGAGGGAGGGGGGAGGGAGACGGAGAGCAGAGGGGGGAGGGAGAGGGCGGAAGCCGGGGAGAGGGGGAGGAAGAGGGGGAGGGUGCGGCGAGCGGAGGAGAGAAGGACGAGGAGAAGGACGGGGACGGGGACCCGGAGAGGCAAGGCGACGAGGAGGAGGAAGAGGACUUUGAUGACCUCACACAGGACGAGGAUGAAGAGGAAGUGAUGUCAUCUGCCUCCGAGGAAUCGGUCCUCUCCGUUCCGGAGUUGCAGGAGACCAUGAAGAAGCUGACGUGGCUCGCGUCAGAAGGCCGGCUGUGUGGAGAAGGCGACUCCGAGGAGGACGCCUCGCCAAACUCCCCUGUUUCUCAGAACUCCCAGGAGGAGAACUCGGACGAGGAAGAGGAGGGGCCGGGGGCCAAGGGGGAGGGCCUGGAGCCCGGGGAGGGCGGGGUCAGUAAGGCGGCGGGCGACGAAGACGCCCCCCAAGGAGAAGACGCCCCCAGGGCCGGCGGCAAAGCUGCCGGACGAGGCCGAGGAAGGGGCCGACCUCCACCCCGCGGCCUUAGGCGUGCCAGGCGGCAGGAGCGCGACAGCAAGGACGCGUCCAAGCUGCUGCUGCUGUAUGACGACCACAUCCUGGACAACGACCCCCUGAGGGAGAGCAAGGACAACGCCUUCGCCCAGGCCUACCUCAACAGGGUGAGGGAGACUCUCCAGGACGUCCCGGGGAAGGUGGAGGAGUUUCUGGGGCUGCUGUACGAGUUUGAGCAGGGCGGCGAGGGGCGCAGUGUGGUCGACCUGUUUACACAGCUGCGUGGCGUCCUGGCCGACCGGACGGAACUCCUGCGGGACUUUGCAGCCUUCCUCCUCCCCGACCAGGCGCUGGAGUGUGGCCUGUUCGAGGAGCAGCAGGCGUUUGAGCGAAGCCGGCGGUUCCUGCGCCAGCUGGAGAUCAGUUUUGGGGAGAACCCGUCUCACUACCAGAAGAUAGUGAAGGCUCUGCAGGGAGGCCCUAGCCUCAGGCCCGCCAGCAUAGAGGAGCUGAAAGCGCUGAUGUCGUCGCUACUGAAGGGUCACACCCACCUGCAGGGGGAGUUUGGGGUGUUCUUUGAUGAGCUCCGCCCUCCCCCAGCCCGCCCCGGGCAGUUUGAGGAGGCCUGUUGGCCGGAGGAGGGUGGGGUGGGUGUGGAAGGCAGUGAGGGGGCCGGCUUGGUGUCUGGGGGAGGGGCCAGCAGCGGGUUUGAGGAAGUUACCCUUCCUGAUCUGGAGGAAGAGGAGGAGGGGCAGAAGAUUCCCCUCAUAUCCGCGCGAAGCCGGAGAAGGAAGAUGGGCUCCAUUGGCAACUAUAAGGAGUGUGAUUGGCCAGAAAAGGAUUGCUCCUGCCUCUGUCACGAUGCAAAGCUUCGUCGACACAAAAGGAAAGGGUGUUCUCGUUGCCACAUCAACAAGGCCCCAGAUGGUGUUUCCAGGGCGAUAAAGAGUCUUGACCCCUUGUACCCCGCGUCAACCAGCCCCACGGCUGAAUUACCUACCGAUGGAGGUGGAGAAGAAAGGGAGGAGGAAAAGGAGGAUGAGAAGGAGGAAGAGCCAGAGGAGGAGAAAGAGGAGGAGGCAGAAGAGGAGAAGGAAGUGGAUUCUGAAGUCAAAGAUGAAAUUGACAGUGGGGCAAACAGUCCACUGCCUGCACAAGGACUGGACUGCUGGGAGGGCACUGAGGAAGGCAGUCUUCCUCUCACGGAAGAGAGGGAGGAGGAGGACGAGGAAAUGGAGGAGGAGGUGGAAGAGGUGGAGGAGUGGAAAGACGGGAAGGGAGAAACCAGUCCUUCAAAGAAGAGCAGGGUGGAAAGGUCUCCAUCAGGAGUGAUGGAGACCCCCCCUCAGCCUCGCCCCAGCCCCCCCUCUGACCCCCCCGUGUGUGCCAAAAACAUCUCCCUAACUGCAAGUGGAGAAAAGGUUAUCCUUUGGACAAGGCAGGCGGACCGCGUCAUUCUAACAACCUGCCAGCUGCAAGGAGCCAACCAGAGUACCUUUCAAGCAAUCUCUACACAGCUGGGCAAUAAGACACCUAAUGAAGUGUCGCGGCGUUUCAGGGACCUCAUGCACCUGUUCCAUACUGCCGCUCGCCAGGUCAACUCCAAGGAUGAGGCUGUUGCUACGGAACAACAGGCUGCCACUGAUGAGGAGCUGGAGUGAACUGGAAUGGACCAGUUCUGAACUGCACAGAGACGUCUGAUUUGAACACACCUGAAACGAAUUACUACAUGCCUCUCAAGAACAGCUUUGUUAAGGAGGGAUGCAGUAUUUUGUCUACGUUUAUUUCAUAGGUUUUUCACGUCAAGAUUCUUGUGAUGUCUGGACAUUCACAAUAUUUGGACCGUAUGGUCAUUUCUGGCAUAUAUUAUAUAUAUGUUGAUGUGUAUAUAUAUGUAUGUUACAAAGUUAAAGUAAAACCAGCGAUGCAAUGGGCAGCUUCUAUGUUUGACAGUGGUCAGGCAUAAAGGAACUCUUAAGUUAUGAUGACGUUGAAUUGCAUCAGCAGAAUAGUAUGUGUUUCAAUGAGUUGUUGUCAAAUGUUUAUUAAAAAAAUGCAGUGGUCGCCCUUUUUUUGAGCCUUGGUUGUACAGUUGUGUGGCACAGUUCUGAGAUGCGGUUUUAUUUUAUACAAUAUUGAUGUGUGCCUCAUCAUUUGGCUUGCAAGUAUUCAAUCAUCUGUGAUGGAUGAAUGGUGGUAGUUUUAUUAAUAAAAAUUGUACAUGCA